Molecule: messenger RNA, 4372 nt
Organism: Mercenaria mercenaria
Lineage: Eukaryota; Metazoa; Mollusca; Bivalvia; Venerida; Veneridae
Product: coiled-coil and C2 domain-containing protein 2A-like
Exons: 28
Coding region: 255-3728 (1157 amino acids)
Biological process (GO): protein localization to ciliary transition zone; non-motile cilium assembly
Cellular component (GO): ciliary transition zone
Source: RefSeq, a predicted model, not a curated record
UUAUGUUAUAUUGAUCAGCGCCAUCAAAUUGUCAAGUUUCUUCAUGACUUUUUUUGUAAACAUUGGUGAAAUCCUCAAAUGUUCUGAUUAUUUGUUGUAAACAUUUGCUAUAUUUGAAUGCAUUUCAGCUGUUGUCAUAGUGAUGGACAAUUAGCGAAAUAAAAAAAACAGAAAAUAAGUCUGUGUGUCUCUGUCCAGCAGUUGCCAAGAACGCCAUCUCGAUUUUUAACAGAUAAUUUGAAGAUUGCUAAAAUAUGUCUGGAAUUCGGGACAGAAUUCGAAAGAAAAAGAAGGAUAAAUUACUGGCAGAGGGAGAUGAAGAAGAGGGAAUAUCUAAUCCUUCCAUGGAUGAAGAGAUUACAGAGUAUACACAGCCAAGUGGGACAGACUCCUCACCAGAGAUGGAAGCAGCAGAGGCAGAUGCUCUGGUGAAAACCCUGAAGACAAAAAGAACAAAAAAGAAAAGAGAGUUGGCACAAGAAGUUAUCUCCCCUAAAGAUGAUCUUGCUCGUGAAUUGAAAGAAGCUAAGAAGAAAAGUAAAGCUAAAGUUGAUGAGUCUGUACGUCAAGAACUUGAAGAAACAACGGUGUCUGAAGUGGCUGAUGAUGGUACCCUGCCCAUGCCUGAGGGGGAAGAGGAGGGAGAAGGAGCACCAGGGGAACCAGUAUCACCAAAAGAAGAGGGGGAAGAAGAGAGCAGAAUUAAAAAAUUGAGGAGGAAAAAGGAACCAGUCGAAGAAACACCCAUUGAGCCCCCACCGGAGGGGGAAGAGGCCCCUCCUGCUGAAGAGGUGAAGGAAGAGGAGAAGAAGGAAGAACCUCCUCCAAGGCCUCCAUCUCCAGUGGAAGCUGAACCAGAGACAGAAAGGAAAACCCCCAGAAUGGCCUCAAUGAGGGCAAAAAUGAAAGAAAGAUUGGCGAAAGCUAAGGAAGAGGCAAUGACUGAAGUUAAAGAAGAAGCUAAGGAGAGCAGAAGAGAGCGGAGGUUACAGAGAGAUAAAACACAGAAAACUCGCUUCGAUACAGAUCAACCAAGAUCCAAGUAUGACGAGAUGGAAGCUGAGGAAUUGGAAAGAAUGACUGAAGAAAAAAGAAAACAGAGAGAAGAAAGAAAGAAGAAACUUGCAGCUACAAGAAAAGAGGGUGUAUAUAUGCCAUCUGCAGAGGAGGCAUUUGAUUUCUUUACACGAGUUUGGGAACCAGAACCUGAGGAGGAAGAGGAAGCUGUGGAGAAAGCAGAGACGGAGAAGAAAGAGAAAAAAGAGGGAGAGGAAGAGCCAAAAGAAGGGGAAGAACCAAAAGAGGGAGAAGAACCAAAAGAGGAAGGGAAGGGUGAAGGUGAACCGAAACCUGGCAAAGCAGAAGAUGAGCAACCUUUGCUACCCCAAGAUGAGGAAGAAAUGGGCUAUGCACUUAUAGUUAUGUCAAAAGCAGACUUUCCUGAUCCAGAUGAGGCUAUACGGAAUGAAGAAAAAUUGUACUUCUACCCAUCUAAUUCAGAAAUUCCAGCCACUGACAAAGUUGCUGAGGAGAUGGAAGUGAGGCGUCUUGAAGAGGAGGGUUUCUAUGUGGGUACCAAGCCUUCAACCUCGGGCUGGAACCAGAAUCGAAUGGAACACAGAUUGCUCAAAGAAAGUGAAGUUGGGAAAACAAGUAGCAAAAAAUGGUUUGGAGAAGAUGGCAAAUUGUUGGCUUUACCUGACCCCCUCAAAGUGAUGCCCUCAAGGCCGCCAAUUACUGAAGAAGUGGAGCCCUACUUGCAGACAGUCUAUAAAAAGGCAAUAAUGCGUGAAUUUGAUAACCGGUACAUAGAUGGCACCACCGAGGGCGGUGGACAAUAUCAGCUGGAUGUUGAUAUUAACCAGAUCUGUUUCUCCCAUCAUCACUUGUUCAGUCGGGAACACGUCCUUGCUGACAAGCUUACACAGAUGUAUUAUCAGUAUGUUUUACGCCAAAAGAAAAAUAUGACGGAAUACUUGGGGCAGAAGCUGAAAGCAUUGAAAGGAUCAGCGCUACAUCUCCAGGAUCAUAUAGCAGCUCACAGGGUAAAUAUUUCACCUCUUUCUCCAGUAGGCAGCAAAAGCCUAAAUACAUACAGGUCGGGAACCAUGACAACACGUGAACCAACUGGGAGGAAACAAGAGGACAUUAUUGAGGGAACAACGGUGCGGCCGUUUGUUGAAGUGAUGUUCCAGCACAACUCUAUCAGGACCUCAGUGGGGGAUGGGUCAAAUCCUAGCUUUAAUGAAGAACUAGAGAUUCCAUUUAAAGCUCCAAAUGAUGACUUUAGUCCCAGUAACCUACAGACAUUGGGUGAUAGCAUAUUUUUGAAUCUCUUUGAUGAAGUUGUUGUUGAUAUACAGCAGGAUGACAGAGAAAGGGGUAGCUCAGUACAUCAGAGAAUAGAAAAGAAAUGGCUGGGAAGUCUAAAAAUUCCUUUUACUACCGUCUAUUUUAAUGGAAAGAUUGAUGGUUCAUUCCGAGUAAAUGCUCCACCGGUGUUGCUAGGUUAUGUACAUGAGACGCUACAAGCAGGAGAGAUGGAUGUUGGUUUAGAUAAAGAUAUUAAAACGUUACUGAGCAUGUUUAUAACAAUAGAACCUCCACUCACGCAACCUGAACCAACGAAAGAAAGAUUUAGCACCAAUGAGGAUGAGAAGCUAAUGGUAUUUGCUGAUGAAUGGCAGGAACGCGUGUCCUCGUUAUUCACACCUAAACGUGAAGUGAAAACAUUUGUAACAGACACUAACUUUAAAUCAGUGUUUAUUACAAGAUACUUUAAAGGUAUCAAACCUCCGGAAGAGUUAACGAGUAAAGGAUUAUCUGCUGAAGCCACAUCAGAGCUUGUUGCAAGAUAUGUGUCUUUGAUUCCAUUUGUAUCAGAUUCUAUGAUAUUUCCAGGACUCUGUGAUAUCUGGAACACUUGUGAUCAAUUUCUUCAGAUGUUGUCUGGAGAUGAAGAGGAGCAUGCCAUCUUGUUGGUCAAUUAUUUCCUGUCCCUAGGAAAGAAGGCGUGGCUUAUCUGUGGGUCAGCCAUCCCUGAGGGUCCCACAGCAUAUGUGCUGACGGAGGAAGCCAAUGGGUUUUGGGUUUGGAAUCCAAGCAGCGGGGAACACUUCCGAACGCAAGAUACUAACAGCCCGCUUCAAACUAUAGGAUGCCUGGUCAACCAUGAAAAUAUCUGGGCAAACAUUCAGCAGUAUGAUAAACCAUCGCAGAUCAUGUAUAAUCUUGCCAAUGCUGCAAUGUGGGAACCACUGUUCACCAAGAGAUACCCAUCCCCAGGUCUCGGUAGCAUACAGCCGGAUUCCUUGUAUUAUUUCCCUACAGACAAGGAUUAUGUAGUGGAGCUACAGGAGAAGAUACAGUCUACACUGAAGAACAAGAUAAUGGACUGGAGGAGUCGUUACAUCACACGAUGGAACAGGCAUUGUACACAGAUCAUGAGGAAAAUGCUGCCAGUGUUGGAAGAGAACUGUGGUAAAGCAGUGGGAGAACAACACAUUCAUGAGCUUGAACAGUCCUUUAGUUCUUACAAGGUUUCUGGGUUCCCAAUAAACAUGCCAUUCACAGAGAUAGAUCCAAUUGUUGAGACGGUCUACGCAACUGGGGUUCAUGCCCAGGAGUCAAGUGAUGUUGAGUUUGCACUGGCAGUGUACGUCCAUCCCUAUCCAAACUCUGUCCUCUCAGUGUGGGUGUAUGUAGCUUCGCUAAUGAGGUUGAGAUAGUGACUGGAUAUAGUUCAGUGUAGAAAUACUAGGUUGUCUGAAAUUAACAAACCGUCAAAACAUUUGUCCGAUCACCAAUGGUGUCACUAUGUGCCAGUUUGCUAGAAAUUGUUUCUAAACUUACCAUAUUUAUGUAGCAGUCAAAGGAAUUUCAAGACAUUUUUUUAAAAGCACGAUACUGAAAAUUUUGAUUUGAAAGAAACGGAAAUAUAGUAACAUUUAUCUAAAAUAAAAUUUAAAAUAGAUUAAAGAAUUGUAUCUUUAAUUUAAUCAGUUGACUCGGGUCAAGUUAACAUAUUAAUGACUGCGGAAGGCCUUUUAAGGAUAAAUUAUACAGUAUAUACUCUUAAGAUUCAAAUUUAUUGUUUGAGAGCUUGUAAUGUUGUCAUGAAACUGGUACAGUAACAAACUUUAAUUUACAGAAGAAUGUGUGAAGGACUUGUGUUUUGACAUAGACAUUCCACAUCCGUCCAUUAUCAAUAUCUGUGAUAUUUAUUUUAGACAGUACAUUUAUGUAGAUAUAUAAUUUAUUUUACAUGUAUUGUAAAUAAAAAUAAUUUUAUUGUAUCUUGUGGAAUUGUGCUAUUCAAAUUUGAAAUUUGUAGAAAUAAAAGAAACCAAAUAAAUAAGAUAUAAUAAACAAC